This is a messenger RNA of Bacillus rossius redtenbacheri, 1062 nucleotides long. RefSeq lists its product as uncharacterized. Lineage: Eukaryota; Metazoa; Arthropoda; Insecta; Phasmatodea; Bacillidae. The record is from RefSeq and is a predicted model, not a curated record. Bases 1 to 1062 code for a protein of 353 amino acids. The transcript has 2 exons.
AUGAAUGUUGGAGAUGAUAACCUGAAGACAGCAGAUAAUAUGGGUGUUAACUACAUGACUGCCUUAACACCUACCGAUCACGCAAGUUCCAGUUAUUCUACUGCUCAUAUGAAUGGUUUUUCUACAAGUAGUGAUUCAUCGUUUACCAAGUUCGUGAAAGAACCAGAAGGGAUUGUUGAUAUUGAUGAUCCUUCACCAUCAACUUAUUUAAGCUGGGAAGAAAGCAACACUGCUGAGUUACACUUGUUAUCUUCAAGUCCUAUUACUGAAAUCUUAGGAUUUCCAGACCUUCAAGCACAUAAUGGUCAACCAAAUGUUGAAAUAAAUGACAUUCAGGCUCACAGAAAUAAAUCACUCGUUCCUUACGAUGAUAGCACUUCUGAAGAUGAUUUUCCAAAAGAAAAAAACAACCGAGGAAGGAAAAGGAUAAGAUGCGAAAAAAAAUGGAAGAAAAAUGUUAGAAAGGCAAGAAGAAUCAGUGGCAAAAAAUAUGUAAGUUGCAAGGGCACAGUAAUGGAGGCAAAAAUAUUAAAGCCUCCUUGCAAGGAAACAUGCAGGUUAAAGUGUACACAACGCUUUGACGAAAACAAUAGAAUACGUAUCCACAAGGAAUUUUGGGCAGAAGAUAGGUCAUGGGAUUCAAAGCGGCAGUAUAUCUCUUCUUGUGUAACAGCAAAACCAAUUAGAAGAUCUAGACCUAGAGACUUCUCAAGAGAGAAUGAAAGGACGAAGAGUAACACAUAUUCCCUCACUAUUGACAAUAAGAAAUUGGUUGUUUGCAAGGUGUUUUUUUUAAAUACCCUAUGUAUCUCAGAAAACUUUGUGAGAACAGCGCAAGCUAAGACAUCUGAAGUAGGGAUGGUUGUCGCUGACCAACGGGGUAGACAUGUUGCAGUGAAUAAAACACCCGAAGAGAUUGUCAAUGACAUUAAGAGACACAUUCGUCAAUAUCCUGCAUACGAAAGUCAUUAUGGUAGGGAAAGAACAUCCAAAAAGUAUUUGGGAAGUCAUUUGAAUAUUUCUAAAAUGUAUUCUUUAAUGUUGAAGAAGGCAAGGAAUUAG